Leptomonas pyrrhocoris is the source of this 6189-nucleotide messenger RNA. RefSeq names its product endonuclease/exonuclease/phosphatase-like protein. The record is from RefSeq and is a predicted model, not a curated record. The coding region runs from base 1429 to 6189 and encodes 1586 amino acids. The transcript has a single exon. Gene Ontology annotation, molecular function: 3'-5'-RNA exonuclease activity. NCBI's taxonomy places the organism in Eukaryota, Euglenozoa, Kinetoplastea, Trypanosomatida, Trypanosomatidae.
GCACCGACGAAGCCUAGCUGCGAAGCGGAGUACGUGUGCGUAACACAGACUCACCACCAACAUCUCGCUGGCGUACGCACGCGCACGUUUCAGGACACGGCGAAGGGCGCCUUCCCGUUAGCAUUAGAUCACUGUUUCUUUUUGUUCCCCCCUUUUUCCUUUACAUACUUGUACUUUCUCCUUUGUUUUGACGCUGUCCUUCUUUUUUUCCUCCUUGAGUACCUGCAUGUUUCACCCUUGUGCUUCUUCUCCAUUUACAGUUGUAUGUAUCUCUGUUCCGAUAUUAUCCUAUCUUACUCGAAUAGCUGAUCGAAACACAUUGCGGGCACUAUUCUCCUUUUUUUUUUGGUAUUGAUUUCUCGGUGACAGCACGAACGCGCGUGCCGGCUUGUGGGCUUACAGUUCUUCUUCUGUUUCCCUUCCCCCCCUCCGUUCUCGCUCACCCCGUUUCUUCACCUUCAGUUCCUGGUACUUUUGCACCAGCACUUCAAGCAAGCCAAUUGUGAGUCGUUUCCGGAAAACGACAGAGGUAGCUCUUUGUUCCUCGUAUAUUCUAUUUUAGUUUUUGUCUUGGUUAUUGUCUUUCAUCUUUUCGUUUUUUUAUGAGGGGCAGCCGUAGCUAGCUGAGCUCGUCGUUGCGGUGCACCGCAGUUUCGAAGUCGAAAUCUCUUUUUGUAGUACUCCACCAACUCGUAUUUUCUUUCAUCGUUUGUUGAUUGAUCUGUAUAUAAGGAUUUAGGCAAACUCCUUUGGAGUUUUUUUUUCUUUCAUUAUUUUUAUAGGCCUUCAUUUCUGGAGCUGCUUUACCGUGACUUAAGGACAGAAGAAAUUCAAGUCGUCGAGUAAAGAAACGCUGAAAGAGGAGAAAAAAAACACCUCGGCCUACCCCCCCCCCCUACGCACCAAGUUGGACGUUCAACACCUGCAUCUGCACACUACCCCGUUUUCUAUCGGUAGUGAACGCAUCUGCCGUGAAUUUCUACUUCUUCAUUAGCUCGGAUACUUCCCCCCUCUUUUUGUUUGCUGAUCGGUUAGUUGUCCUUCUUCUGUGCUUUUUUCUGCACCGCUGGCGGUAAUAAGCGUCGGUUCUUUUUUCUUUUUCUUGUGUUGUCGUCGUUCCUCGUGAAGUCCAUAUAUAUAAAUAUCCAAUUGCUGCUCCUUUUGUAUUUUGUACUCGCUGCUGUCUUCUCCUGUUGAAAGUAACCCGUUCGAUUGUCCCUUGCUCGCAAUCGAAAGACAUUAACAAAGUGCGUUCAAACGAGAGAGAAAAAGCGACGGUGGUGAGUUUUCUUUUCUUUUCUUUACAGAUAGAUAGUCAUCUGCCCUUUUUCUCCUUGUGUCUUGUUCGCUGAGUAGCUAAGGGGGCACUGCGGUUUGCAGUAUCGUCUUUCUUGUUCCUUAUCCCACUCUUGUAGUGAAGCAGUCGAGAUGCCUGGGAGACUCGGAAAGCGUCGCGGGUCUGUUCACGGACAACAUAAUGAGAACGUGACACCUCACCUCACCUUAGCGCCCAUCGAAGUUGCCGUCGGCGGCGACGACCCGGCCAGGUCGAGUCUCAGCAAGAACUACAGCAUCUUUUCCAUCGGUACCGACGCGCCAGAGACGCCAACCCUCCGGGGCGGCGCUGCGGUGGAUCACACCUCGCUCUCUCGCAGUUCCGGUGUGACGGCGCUGCUGCGGCCUACCAGCGAGGUACCAGCCGCGGUGGCGGCCGGACUCCUGCUCCAGCCGCUGUCGUUGUCUUCGAAUGCCAGUCCGCGACUCACACACAGCAGCCUGACACACUCUGACUGGGCCUCCUACGUCGAGUUUACCGGCGUACCGGAGGCGGGUGGGCUGCGUGAUGUCAAUGAAGGCGCGGCGCAGCAAAACGCGUCCUCGCUGCCGGUGCUGACCACCAUUUCAUUUCCGGCCGCACGGAAUGCGUCCCGCUCCGUUGGCGGCGGCUCUGCGUCUCCGCCUGCAGUGAGCGCCGCCGCCGCCGCCGCCACCCCCAUCCCCACAGGCGACGCCCCGCCCGCAGGCGCGUCCACGACGACGAUGCACGGGAUGAGCGCCACCUCGCCGAACUCCUGCAGCCCAAGCCGCUCCAUGACGCUGUUGGAGCGUCGCAACAAUCGGGAACGCAGCAUGAUCAGCCUCUCCUGCCCGUCCGGACUGAACGUGGAGACGCUGCAGGCGAGCAUGCAGGACACCGGCAUGGCCGCCGUGGAGGCGCAGGAGACGACGUCGCUGCUCACGCACGGCUGGUCCAAGACGGUUGCGUCUGCGGCGUUGCUCGGUGACUUCGAGGUGCCACGCACCAGGUCCACGUCGGACGCGGUAGAGAAGAGCAGCACCGAUCGCAGUGAUGGUGGAUCGAGUGCGACGCCGCACCUAUUCCCCGACCAGCAGGCGCCUCUCGCCUCGCCUGCAUUUCGCCGUGUCGGCACCGCUGCGUAUCGACGUGCCGGUCCUGCACUCCCGCUUAACGCGGCGUAUGCCGAAAGCGCUCCUUCGGCAAGUCCAAUAACACCGGCUGCACAGGGGUGGGCAUUUGCGGAAGCGGCGAGCAAGACGCUGGACGCCAUUCCCGGUGCGAUCAAGGUGGCGAGCUACAACAUCCUCGCCAGCCGUCUGGCGUCGACAGACCUGUACCCACAUUGCCCUCCAUCGGUGCUCAGUGAGGACUACCGCAUCAACCGCGUCAAGGAGGAGCUGAGGCAGGUGGACCCCGAUAUCCUGCUCGUGGAAGAGAUCAGCGUCAGCGUUCACGAAGAGUUAUUGGGCCCUUACUUGAAGUCUGCACUCGGGCUGGAGGGCAACCACGCGGUCAUCACGGACCGCAACGGGCAGCCGCGCUGCUCAACGCGGCUGCCCACCGCAACGUCCGCCACGCCAUCGCAGAAGGGACCGUCCAGCACCCGCAAAAAGGUGGACGGCUUCAACCUCGCGGUCCUCCGCGGCACGGGCGGCGUGGCGAACACGCCGGUGACGCCGGCGUCUCCGUCGUACGCGGCUCGUGCGGCCGGCGACCCCCACGCCGUAGCGGCGGGUGGAGAGGGCAAGGGUAACUCCUCCCUCCCGCCUCUGGUCGGCACCGGCUCCAGCGCGACUCGCUCGCAGCCGCAGUGCGGUAACGGCUCUCUCUCUGGCGCGCCCGCCAUAGGCGGCAAAAGCUCCCGAUCCCCGCUGCGCAGUCGCGCACCCCCCUCGCUUUCUUCCUUGGGGGCGACUUUCACCACGUCGGACACGACGAACUCGACUCCUCCGCCGUCCUCGCAUGGUGAUCGGCUGCAGGGGAGUAACAGCGCACUGGAGCUCAAAUCGAUCGCCGCAGGUGUGACAGCUGCGGCGCCAUCCGAUGGCACACGGCGGAGUCCGCGCAAGAGGCCGGUCUCUGAUCCGCUGCCGUCCCCAUCGCUCCCGGCUGCGCCAGACGUAUCAGCCGCGAACGGCGGUGCGGAAAGCCACCGCCGUGUUGAGAUGGACGGGGUGGCUGUCUAUUACAAAGCAAACCGCUUUCGUGUGUUGGAGGUGGUGCCGGUGUACUUCAACGCCAUUGCGGCCGCCGAGGGGCGUCUGACGCCCUACGAGCACCAAAAGCUGCAGGUGAACUCGCACAACGUGGCCCUCCUCACCGUCCUGCUCGACACACAGGCCCCAGGACUGCAGCACGUGUACAUCAUCGCGGCGGUGCACUUCAUCUGGCAGCGCACCAACGCGCAGCUGUGGCAGGCGCAUCAGCUGAUGUGUGCCCUGGAGGAGCUGCGGAGCCGCUACAGCAGAGUCGAGGCGGACCUCGCCACGGCCGCCGCGCCGCGCCACUCGCUUCGUGUGGACAACCUGCCCACGCAGCCGCCUAGCCUGGCGGAGACCCCGCUGUGCCACGAGAUUGGGGCGCGGAACGGUGUGCGGAGAGAGCUUCCGAAGCCGGCGUCGCCGAGGCGGCGGCACAGCGUGCCAUCGGGGAUCGCGACGGGCCCGCCCGACACCACCGCCGAGAGCAUCAGGACGGCGACCGCGGCGGACGGCGGCAACGUCCACAACGCCACCGCGUCGCUGGGGACCGCCGACCGCCCGCCAUGGCGCCGUGAGAGCGUGGUGUCGGCGUCGACCACCAUGGGCGGGGUGCUGGUGACCUGUGUGAUCGGUGGCGACUUCAACUCCGACCGCAAUGGGCCCGUGAUGGAGUACCUGCGCACCGGUUGUGUGCCGGAGGGCGUGCAGGUGAUGGACUACUGGAAGGCCGCGACACCACUUGCGUCCCCCCUUUGUGAAACAGCGAAUGCGAUGGAGGAGAAACGAGUAGACACGGUGCGGAACAGCAUCGGUGAGGAAGAGAGGAGUGCCGAAGAGAAGCAACCCGCGCCACUGCCGCUGCCGCCGGCGCUGCGGAGCAUCGUUGCUCACACCCCGCCCGAACGUCCUCAAACCGUAUGUAUGCCGAGGCUGGACGUCAGCACGCUGCCCCACCCGAACUCCUCCAGUUCUUCGUCCUUUGGUUCGCCACCGUCGCCGGUGCAGCCGUCCAUGCAACCUCGGCGACAAACUCAGUCCCCGCUGGGCACCUUCGACGACGACACCCCGCUGCUGGCGGAAGCGGCAGCGGACGCCGUUGCGUUGCAGCCCUCGACCCCGCCGCGGCACCGCCAGUCGCAACCGUUCCCCAGUCGAACCCGCGACUUGGUCUCUGCACUGGUGGACAGCGCUGCCAGCACCCCCGAGAGCGAGGCCGCUGCCGUGCCAAACGACGCGCCGGUCCACGUGGUGAGUGCGGCGCCGGCGGUGUCCCCGCGCUCCACAGCGGAGAGUCCGCAUCGGGUGCCCAGCCUGAGCCACUUCCGCUUCGGCCGCACUUCGCCCUCGCCCAUCACGUCGCCGGACUCUGACAGCAUGGCGGAGGUGGCGGAGCACAGUUCCGUUGCCCCGCCGGUGCGUGCCACGACGGCGAGCGUGUCCCCCGCUCGCACGCGCUGCCGCAGCCACGACAGCCAGUCCUCCCUGUCGCACAGUAGUCGUCGGCACAAGGCGUACCGGUCGAGUUCGCGGACGAACAACGAGAACCCGCUGAUCGGCUCCGCAGGGUCGACAUCGCUUUACUCGCGCCGGCGAGCGUCCGUUGAGGCGCCGCGGUCGGCGGGGAGCAGCGCGUUGAUGGACUUCGCACCCGGCAACAAGUCCGCUUCGUGCAGUCACAGCGUGAGCGAGUACGAAAGCGUUCUGAGCAAUCCGUUUGGCACUGGAGGGUGCUCGAUGAGGCUUCCGCAGCAUGUCCACAACGACACCCCGAGUGCGGAGUCUAGCGUGACGUGGUGGAUGUCGGAGGAAGGGCAGGGACCGGGGCAGCAGCAGAAGCCGCUCCCGCCGACGCCGGUGCGACGCCGCAGUUACACGCCGGGGCGACUGCAAAGGUUAACGCCGACUCUUCUCAGCCCGUCGCCCAACUCCUCCGUUGAAAUCAGCACCCUCGCCACGCCAGGGAAGGCAGACCCUCCCGCGAAGCAGCACACCGUCUCCUCCCCUGCCAACGGCAGCAGCGGCGAUAGCUGGGGCAUCUUCGGCUCCCUCAUUCACCCCCAGCUCUCCCAGAUGGACAACUGCGAGGCCCCACCGGCACCGAGAGCCGGCGCAAAACGCCGCCCUGCCAACCACAACGCCACACACACGGUCUCUGGGGCCUCGACAAACGGGACGUGCGCCGACGGCCCACCGGCAUCUCCGCAGGCGCCGCGACAGCACCGGAUCGAUGCCGAGGGCGGCGCCGGCACCAUGCGGACCACCACCACCACCUCCGCGACGAACUCCGUGGAACGGUACUUUUCACCGGUGGAGAAGGGGCCCUUGUCGCCGUCGUCGUCGUCAGACUCCGUCUCCUCACACGAGAUGCCGUGGCCGGCGGCGCUCGGGGAGGCGGCGCCGUUCAAGCCGGCCCUAGGACUUAUUGACGACGUCGACCACGCCCUCCGCCUCAGCGACGCCUACGCGCCGUAUUGCCACCGUCACCCAUCUCGCGUGUCCGCGGUGAACCCGUCGACAAACGCGGAGGGGAAGGUGCUGGAUCACAUCUUGUAUGAGGAUGAACACGUGGUGUGUGGGGCGGUGCUCCGACUUGGGGUGCGGCAGGAGUUGCCGAAUGCGCGUGUGCCGAGUGACCACUACAUGAUCGGGGCUGUGCUGGUGCCCAUUCAAGAGCUCCAUCACUCAUAA